UAAAAUUUGAUUUUUUCAUUUGUAGGCAAAGAGUGCAAAAGUUGAAGUGAAAAAACCUGCGGCAGUUGAUUCUCCAGCUUCUUCAUUGCCACCGUUCAAAGAAUGGUUUGAAACCGAACGGGUAGUUCUUGCAAAGGAAAAUCCAUCAAUGACCGUUGCCGAAUUAACUAGAAUUGCCCUUAAAACUUACAAAUCGAUGAAGAACGCAAGUUCUGAUUUGGAGUCAUCGUUCCAAAACUCAAUGUCUAGUCCAUCGGUCCAUCAGAUUUCAAGUGAAGACAUGGGGUCCCCAACAAGCAAUGAGAAUACUGAGGCGGAAAGCUCAACUGCCGAAACGCCUGCUGUUGCUAAGAAAAGGAAAGCAGCAGAAGAUGUGCAUGAAGCUACUCCCUAUCCCAAAAAGAUCCCUUCCAAAACUGCUAGCAAAUUGACAGGAUUUUUCUACAAGAAAAACGAAUAGAAAUGCAGUAGGGUUGGCAUUAUGUUUGAUUUUUUUAUUAUCUUUUUCCAACAGUGCAAGACAAUAAAAAUAUCAAGCAACUGUUCAUUGCUGUUGAGAAAUUUAUUAUAGGAAAACUAUGAAAAAAUUCAUUCAUACGGGAAAUCAUUACUGAAUUAAACUGGUAUCCUACCAUCCCCUGCAGGGUAUUUCUCAUCAAUAAUUUUGUAUAAUUUCGAUUUCUACUUACUCAUCGGUUACCUACCUUGUAUUGCCAUUGGCUUCAUGUCUAGUUUUUUUUUUCAAUCGCAGGGCUGGAUUUGGAAUCCCUAGCAAUUUAACUUUUUCAACUUAUGAAUAUACCGUAUCUACUCUGAGUAUUAUUAUUCUAUCAAUAUGUGUGUUAUUAUUAAUU
This is a messenger RNA of Nilaparvata lugens (brown planthopper), 854 nucleotides long. RefSeq lists its product as uncharacterized. Lineage: Eukaryota; Metazoa; Arthropoda; Insecta; Hemiptera; Delphacidae. The transcript is spliced from 2 exons. The record is from RefSeq and is a predicted model, not a curated record. Bases 149 to 460 code for a protein of 103 amino acids.